Molecule: messenger RNA, 485 nt
Organism: Galleria mellonella (greater wax moth)
Lineage: Eukaryota; Metazoa; Arthropoda; Insecta; Lepidoptera; Pyralidae
Exons: 1
Coding region: 83-421 (112 amino acids)
Source: RefSeq, a predicted model, not a curated record
AAUAUGACCUCAUUACUGACCCACUCGCAUCUUGUCCCUCGUUAGUUCAGUUUAUAAUUAACAUCGAAAUAAACAAGUCGUGAUGUUUCUUAAAAUUUUAUACGUAUUUACCGCCUUUUUGUGUGUCGCACACGCGAAGAGUGUUAUGGUCGGCCAUGUUUAUAGCCAGGGAGGUAUAAAUAAAGUUUACGAGAAAACAGUGGAGACGACUGGCAUACCGUUGAUUAAGAGGGUCGAAGAAGUGUACUUCGAGUAUCCCCUGGGAGAUCAGAGGAUUAAAGGUAUCGCUAUAAAGGAUCUAGACAACGGUCUGGCAGAGCCGUCUAUAAACCGUGGCGGGCUUGGCUUCAAUUUCGUCAACAUCAAACUGAAGAGUGAGAGGGGCUCAGGGUUCAGGUUCCUCAUAGAGAUAUACGCGUGAUCCUAGUGGACAUGAGUGAAUUGUUGUGGCUGUUAGUAUUUUUAAAUUAAAGUAUCACAAGUAA